This is a messenger RNA of Heterobasidion irregulare TC 32-1, 984 nucleotides long. RefSeq lists its product as uncharacterized. Gene Ontology annotation, molecular function: hydrolase activity; carboxy-lyase activity. The record is from RefSeq and is a predicted model, not a curated record. The transcript has 5 exons. Gene Ontology annotation, biological process: secondary metabolic process. Gene Ontology annotation, cellular component: cytoplasm. NCBI's taxonomy places the organism in Eukaryota, Fungi, Basidiomycota, Agaricomycetes, Russulales, Bondarzewiaceae. Bases 1 to 984 code for a protein of 327 amino acids.
AUGUCUGCCAUCGACGUCCACCACCACAUCUUCCCCGCCGCCCUCCCCAAGGCCGCCCUCUCCCGCGCCGUCGGCUUCCGCACGCCCCCCGCACACCUCCCCUGGUCACCCGCCCUCAGCCUCCGCGCCAUGGACGCCCUCGGCGUCGAGCUCGCCGUUCUCUCCGUCCCCACCGGCCACUUCCCCGACGACGUGCGCGCGCUCAACGACCAGAUGCGCGCCGCUUGCGUCCAGCAUCCGGGCAGGUUCGCGUUCUGGGGGUGUGCCGGCGAUUUGCGGGACACCAAGGGUGCGCUGGACCUGAUCGCGUACGCGCUGGACGACCUCGGCGCAGUCGGCAUCGCCGUCUCCUCCGUCUACGGCGAAGCGAACGACGCCAAAUACCUCGGCGACGACGUCUUCGAUCCGAUCUGGGAAGAGCUGGACAGGCGCGACGCCGUCGUCUUCCUCCACGGCGCCCAGACGCCCUCCUCCACGCCCUUCCCGAGCGACCUGCUAGGCAUCCCCAUCACAGAGGUCCCCAACGAGACAUUCAAAGCCAUCGCCCACCUCGUCGUCGCCGGGAAAACAACCCGCUUCCCCCGCCUCGCCUUCGUCCUCGCCCACAUGGGCGGCACCGCCCUCGCCCUCGCGCCGCGCCUCGCGGGGCUCGCGCGCUACAUGGGCGCCGCCCUCGACGAGACGCACAUCCUGCGCGAGCUCCGCCGCGCGUGCUGGUGGGACACCGCGCUCAGCGCCGGCCCGGGCCCGCUCGCCGCCGCGGAGGCGUGGGGCGUCGGCGCGCGCGUCGUGUGGGGGAGCGACUUUCCCGCCGUCCCGCUCGAGACGAUACAAUGGUUCGAGGCGGGCUUGCGUGCGUUCUACGCGCCGAAGGACGGCGCGGGCGACGACGCGAGGCUGAGAGGGAUAUAUCGGGAGCACGUCCUCGAGCUCUUCGCUUCGCGCGGCAUCGACCUGUUCGCCCUCGCUCCGGCCGCGAAGUGA